AUGAUCGCCCGGCGAAUCUGCGAAAUCGUGCACGGUCAGCAAGCGGGCCUUUUAUCGAUACUUUUGAUGGGCCGGUCCGCAAUUGGGCCGAUGUGGUAUUUAGGAGGCAGCGGCCGCCGCAGUAACCGCCGGGGAUCGGUGCGAGCGGAAGAUGACGCAGAAGGGAAAUCUGUUCAAGGGCUUGCAGAAGAGGAGAGCCAUCCCUCCCAAUCGCCAUGGGAAGACUUCUCAAACCCGGAAAGGGAAGAAGUUCUUGAAGCCGUCCAAGAUAUCCAAGGAGAUGGAAGCGGACCGAAACUGAGCAAGUUCAUAAACCACUGCAACAAGAACUGAGCAAGGCUGCAACGGCUGCUAGCAAGGAGGGUGGUCAGCUUAGCAUUCUGAAACUUGAAACAAAUGCUUCUGCUCCUUCCAAGACACAGGAAGAAAAGCUUGAACACUGUUGUCAAAACUAGUUUUGUUGUGAUUUUAUUAUUAUUAUUAUUAUUUUUUGUGUGUAAUGAUUUCAGAAAAUGACUUUGUAGACCUUUUUGAAAUAUAUUAUAGCAGUUACUUUCUUUUUGA
Zingiber officinale is the source of this 564-nucleotide messenger RNA. RefSeq lists its product as uncharacterized. The coding region runs from base 1 to 333 and encodes 110 amino acids. Lineage: Eukaryota; Viridiplantae; Streptophyta; Magnoliopsida; Zingiberales; Zingiberaceae. The record is from RefSeq and is a predicted model, not a curated record. The transcript has 3 exons.